This is a messenger RNA of Clonostachys byssicola, 813 nucleotides long. The record is from the annotation of a GenBank genome assembly. Lineage: Eukaryota; Fungi; Ascomycota; Sordariomycetes; Hypocreales; Bionectriaceae.
AUGCGUCUUCAGCUCCUUGCCAGUGCCCUGGCACUUUUCGGUUCUUCGGCCGCCUUCUCAGACUCAUCGCCAUGGGUUGUCCUCUCGACCUCCUCCUUCGACCAGAAUAACGCCUCGAAUAUCCAGACGAGUGCCCAAAUCGUCGAGGCCACGAAGAAGGCGUUGCAAUCAUGCCCCACUGAUCGAUACCUGCUCGUCAACCAACCAGGCAUUUCCGCGCUCGAUCUCCAGGCAUCCAAGGAUUGUCGCAUGCCUCAUCUUUGCCAUGCAGUGGAGGACAAGAGCAUCUCCGGCAAGCUGAUGGCGUCCGAGGUCGUUGGGGAUGUCAAGCAUACGGGGCUGGAAGACUUCAUCAAGGAGGCUUGCGCCAAGAAAUCGGGUGUUUCCGUUGAAGCCAUUGAGCUUUCCUCGCCUGCGAAGAACGACCGUGCCGGUUCCCUCGCCCAGAGCGACGCGGCUUUCGCUGCCAAGCUUGAACACCUGAAGAAUGACAAGAGCUACACUGUCAUCUUCUACUCUUCUGCCGUCGAGCCAGUGUAUGAGGCCGACUUCGCCGAUCCUGCCCAUCUGGAGUUGAGGAGAAACGUAGAGAGCCCCGUCCUCCGACGUGAGAAGAAGACCUCUGGUCGGGACAACACGAAUCUAUUCGAGAAGUACCAAUUUUUCACACCAGGCAUCUUCAUGGGUCUCAUUGUUGUCAUUUUCCUUUUUGCCAUCCUGUACGUUGGCGUCAGUGCUCUCGGUAGCCUCGAGGUCUCCUACGGCGCGUUCGAGAAGGACGUCAGCCCUGCUUCUCAGAAGAAGCAGCAGUAA